Messenger RNA from Acipenser ruthenus (sterlet), 2876 nucleotides. Its product is annotated as coiled-coil domain-containing protein 149-like. The record is from RefSeq and is a predicted model, not a curated record. Bases 172 to 1665 code for a protein of 497 amino acids. The transcript is spliced from 13 exons. NCBI's taxonomy places the organism in Eukaryota, Metazoa, Chordata, Actinopteri, Acipenseriformes, Acipenseridae.
CUGACGUAGUAUAAACACGGCAGAUGUGAAGGGGGGUAGAGCGCUGGGAGGAGGAGUUUGCGGGGGAUUCUCUUACUCGGCUUGUAUAUACCGCUGUGUUUCUAGUUUUGCAUAGUGAUAUUUUAAAAUAAGAACAUUUUUAUUGUAUGAAGUUGCACUAGUCAUUUCAAAAUGAGUAAUUUCAAAAGGAGCGAGAGCGAAUGGCAAGGGCUGGUGGGUGAGUAUUUGGUGUGUAAACGGAAGCUGGAGAGUAAGAAGGAAGCCCUGCUGAUCCUGUCCAAGGAGCUGGACACCUGCCAGCAGGAACGAGACCAGUACAAACUGAUGGCCAACCAGCUGAGGGAGCGGCACCAGUCUCUGAAGAAGAAGUACAGAGAGCUCAUUGAUGGUGACCCUUCUUUACCACCUGAAAAACGAAAUCAGGUGAAUCUUGCCCAGCUGUUGAGAGACUCCCGUGAACACAAUAAACAACUGGUAGAAGAAAUAAAGGAUCUGAAGCAGAGGUUGGGAGAAGCACUGGGGGAUAACAAGCUCCUCAGAAUGACCAUUGCCAAACAAAGACUGGGUGACGACGAGGCUGGAGCUCGUCACUUCCCUGCGCAUGAACGUGAAGACCUUGUGCAGCAGCUGGAGAAAUCAAGAGAACAAAAUGAGCAAUUGGAGCAUGACCUCCAGGCAUCAGUGGAUGAACUACAGGAUGUGAAAGCCGAACGCUCAUUUUACCAGGACAAAGCCAACAGACUGAACCAAGAACUCAAUCACGUCCUCGGAGGGCAUGAGAACCGAAUUAUUGAUGUGGACGCUCUGUGCAUGGAGAACAGAUAUUUACAUGAAAGACUAAAGCAAGUAGAAGAGGAGGUUAACCUGCUCAAAAUGAAUGUUGUCAAGUACAAGAAUGCCCUUGAGCGAAGAAAGAAUUCCAAGACAAGCAGCAGAUCUAGUAGCAGUGCCCUCACUGGGGUUCUGUCUGCCAAACAAGUUCAGGAAUUGUUAUCGGAAGGCAAUGGUUGCAGCUUGCCUGCUACUCCCCAGUCCAUAUCAGACCUGAAGUCCCUGGCUACUGCUCUCCUCGAGACAAUUCAUGAGAAAAAUAUGGUUUUACAACACCAGCGUCAAACUAACAAGAUUUUGGGUAAUCGUGUUGCAGAACUUGAGAAGAAGCUGAAAACAUUGGAAAUCUCUGGUUUGUGGAGUCUCCCAGGCCUGACAUACAAGGUGUCAUUGGGAUUCGGGAGUGGAAGGGAUACCAUAACACUGGCUGAGCCAGCUCUCGCUAUGAGUCAGAGGCCCAGAUCCCCUCUGCUUCAGUUAAUGGAACCGCAGCCACAGCUAAAGGCACAGCGUUCUGAAGCGCUGCGUCGCCCGAGCCUCCGAGAGAGAACGCCCGCGUUGUCCGAGCCCCUGAGAGAGAGCGCCGAGUUGCCAGAGUCCCAGCGAGAGAGCGCCGCAUUGCCAGAGCCUCCAAGAGAGAACGCUGCGUCGCCAGAGCCCCUGAGAGAGAGCACCGCAUCGCCAGAGUCCCAGAGAGAACGCGCCGCAUCACCAGAGCCUCCAACAGAGAACUCUGCGUCGCCAGAGCCCCCGGGAGAGAACGGCGCAUCACCAGAGAGAGAGCGCGGGAACAUCGCCAGAGCCCCCGGGAGAGAGUCUAGCGCCGCUGCCUGAGAGAGAGUACCCCACACCGUGGCUGCAGCACCCAACUCUCUCCAAACAAUAGCCAGGUUCUGAGGUUGCUGUUGGGGCUGCUCUGGCUAGCCUCUGUCUCACUAUGUGGAGAUGAGUAGUGGUCCAAGGGAGCCCAGAUCCAGGAGGGACUCUGCAUUGCGUUUCUCUCAAAACCCUCCGCUACUGGACUGAAGCAGGUUCUUCCCAGGCCGGGAAGUGUUUAAGCGGGGGACAGUGUAGCGUCAGGUCCUGUAGGACUUAUGAAUGGGACUUUUUGGUAUAUAUUUAGCAAUUAAUACAUUCCAUGAGAGAGCUUUCUUACGGAUUUUUUUUUAUUAUUAUUAUUUGUGUUAAGCUAUGUCUGUGUUUUUGUUAUUUUUUCCUCCGUACUUUUUUUUAUUACAUUUUGUUGGUGGCCAAAUGAGGCAGGCUGCACUCUCAGUGUUUUAGCACAACCUAAAAACAUAUUGGAAACCCAGUUUAAGAAAGCUGUAUGAUAUGAGCAGUCGCGCAAAGUCAGACGCAAACAUUUAAAUAUACCCUCCCGUAUUUUAAAAUUAAUUAGGUUAUUUGCAUUUGGAAUGACAAUUUCUCCGGCUAAAAAUAAAAAUAAAAUAAAAAAAAACUUCAUGGAAACACACACAACCCGAAAGUACUAUCAAAACAGAGUGACAAAAAGGUGAGACUUAUUUUUCUUUUUCCAUGGAAAUUGCCCCAUUAUUAGUUAAUUAUACAAAUGGAGCGUGCAACAUAUCAUCAACAAACAAACUACAGAUGGUGAAUUAAUAUGCAGACAUUUUCCUGUACAAUAUACUAUACAAUCGUGAUGUUAUUUCAUGCACUCCAAAAACAGGAGGGAAAUCAAACAAUGGUUUAAUAAAAAAAACAAAAACAUUGCCCCCCCCCCCCCCCCCUUAAUAGAAUAGAGAUAAACUGUAAUGGACAACAAGGGGACUAAUGCCAAAAGAUGAGCACAUUUAAAGGUCAUGAAGCCACACUAGAAAAUGGGCACCAUUUUUAUUAUUAUUAAGCUCACGUGUUGACCAUUAAUCUCCUGUUUCUCUUAACAGAUGACAGGAUAGAAAACAGUGAGCCGUCUGCAAGAGAACAGGGCACAGCUGAAGAGGACCAGCCUCAAAACUCACAGAAUUCACAGGCACAUCCAGAUGGUGACAUGCCGUUUUGUUUAGACAGCACAGGGCACAACACAA